Molecule: messenger RNA, 2053 nt
Organism: Solanum stenotomum
Lineage: Eukaryota; Viridiplantae; Streptophyta; Magnoliopsida; Solanales; Solanaceae
Exons: 3
Coding region: 97-1959 (620 amino acids)
Source: RefSeq, a predicted model, not a curated record
UCUAUUGAGAUCCAAACAUGAAGUUGCUCUAUGAGUAUUCCAAGAAAACCUCAAAAAAAGAGCAAAAGAUGACAUAACUGAAGAGUGAACAAUCAUAUGGCACAACCUAAGAAAACCCUGAAAAAUUUCAUCCCUCUUUUCAUUCUCCUCUCUCUUUCUGCUCUUUUCCUCAUCUCUUACCAUCCUACAAACUUGAAUUCCACCAAAUCUUUCUCCUUUAACCCAAACACCCCUCAAACCCAUCAAAACUUCACUUUUUUAAUCAAAGUUCUCACCUUUAACCGUCUUGAGUCCCUCUCUAGAUGUCUCAAUUCACUUUCCAAAGCACAUUAUGAUAACCAUGUUGUUCAUCUCCAUAUCUACAUUGAUCACUUUCAAGAUUCCCCAAAUGGGUAUGUGGAAAUCGACCAAAAAUUGAAUCUUUCGAAAAGAAUUCUUGAUUUUGUUGAUGGGUUUUCAUGGAAAUAUGGGGAAAAGUUGGUUCAUUAUAGGGCUUCUAAUGCUGGACUUCAGGCUCAGUGGUUAGAGGCUUGGUGGCCUAGCUCUGAUGAUGAGUUUGCCUUUGUUGUGGAGGAUGAUCUUGAGUUGUCACCUCUUUAUUUUCGGUUCUUGAAGAGUUUGAUUGACAAUUAUUAUUAUAAUAAAUCCAACUUUAGUCCUAUGAUUUAUGGGGCUUCCUUGCAGAGGCCUAGGUUUGUACCAGGUAAGCAUGGAAACAAGAUGCAGAUCGAUGAUGGAACUCAACUUUUCUUGUACCAGUUGGUUGGCACCUGGGGUCAGCUUCUGUUUCCAAAACCUUGGAAAGAAUUCCGCAUAUGGUAUGACACACACAAGGCCAAGGGAUUGAAGCCAUUUCUUGAUGGGAUGGUGACAACAGGAUGGUACAAAAAGAUGGGGGAAAGAAUCUGGACACCUUGGUUCAUUAAAUUCAUCCAUGCCCGUGGUUACUUUAAUAUUUACACCAAUCUUUUGCAUGAGCGAGCUUUUAGUGUGUCUCAUCGCGAUGCUGGUGUUAACUAUGGGAAAUCGGCUGGGCCAGAUUCUUAUUUAGUGGAUGAGAAGUCUUUUGAUAUUAACCUUUUGAAGAUGCAAUCUUUGCACAGUCUGAAGUGGUACGAUUUCUGUUUCAAGGAAGUUUCUCCUGGUAGAAUUGUACGCAGUUCAGAUGAUCUAGCGUCUGUUUUUCACUCAGUUCAGAAAUCGAGGACUAUACUAUUUGUAAACCUACAACAGGUGUCAGAGUCAAUUAUUAGGAAUCUUCUCUGCCACUUUGAAAGAUUGAAUAUCCAAAACUAUGUCUUAUUGGGUCCAAAGUCCUAUUUCCUACUUGAUCUUGCAAGAAGGGGUUAUCCCGUGAUUGACACAGACCAAUUUUUUGACAGUAUUAGGCUACAAAACUCGAUUAACUUUGAUAAAUCACAUGAAAAAUUGGGCAAAGAGAUUGUUGUGAAGGCCCACGUAGUUAGAAAGUCCUUGGAACUUAAAUACAACACAUGGGUUGUGGAUAGUGAUGUGAUUCCUCUCAGCAGUGAUUCAUUUCUUGAUUCGUAUGAUCCGGCUAAUGACUUUCUUUUGGGGAAGAACUUUAAACUUGUCUUCAUACGAAAUUCAGCUUCUGCUUUAAAAUUUUGGGUCGACAAUGUUUUGAACAAAGUUGUUGCCUUGGUUGCCACUUUGAAGACUAGAGGUUCAAUUGCCACAGAGGGAAAUUUUGUAAAUCUAGUUGAGAAGUUAUUGGAACAAAAGAAAACUACUUUUAACAGGGUUGAUGACACUGAUUUUAGUUUGAACAUCAGUUUUAUGGAUGCUAACCAAACCUCUUCAAGGAAUGGAAAGAAGUUUGCCUUUUGGUCACCUGAGAUGGGUUCAGAACGGAUACAAAAACGACUUGAAGAGUUUGCUAUGUGGGUUGUGGAUAGUGAUUUAUCAUGUAAUGCAGUUGUUUGUCAUCCAUCAUAGCAUAUGGAGGUGUUUAUCUGUGUAUCUAUCGUAUACUUAUGAUGUCUGCUUAUAGUUUGAUGGAUUUUACAUGUUAAUAUUGAAGGCAAGAAGA